AUGUGCGGGAUGCGGUCCGUCAAGGAGGCGCGCGCGCGGCUGGACGCCGUCGCGCAGAGGUUCGUGGGCCGCGUGACUCAGCACGUGUGCGGCCUCAUUACUCAGCUGGCGGGUGAUGUCAUGAACGAGUGGGGCCAGGCCGGCACUGCGGCGGAGCGCGGCGCGCGGCUGGCGCCCCCCAGCCGCAGCCGGCUGCGGGAGGCGCUGGCGCGGCACAGGGAGCUGGUGGCUGUUGCGGCGGCGCUGGACCCGGGAGCGGUCAGCAAGCUGCAGCUGCACUACGCGCAGGCGGUCAACGGCCUGAUCCGCAGGGAGCUGCGCGGCUGCGCCGGCGAGCUCAGGAGGGCGGUGCAGGCGGGCGCCGCGUCAGGCGGCGGCGGCGACUUCUCGCUCGGCGGGCCGCGCGAGAGGAGCUCAAUGGGGGGCAGCAGGCGCGCGGCUCGCCUGUCUGCGCACAGCGGCUACAGCGACGCGUCGGAGGACCUGCCAGGCAGCAGCAGCGCCUCCCCCCGCGCGGGCGGCCGCGCGAGCGGCGCAGGCAUUAGCAGCGGCGACGGCGGCGCAGCCGCAGCAGCGGCGGCGGCGGCGCGCGUGGCUGCUUACGCGGCGGGCUCGGCGCCGGGGCUGCCGCUGCACACGGCGUGGCAGCACCUGCUGGGCAGCUUCCUGCCGUUUCUGCUGGACGAGGCGGACUUUGCGGCGGACCUUUUCCUCAUGCGCACGGGCGACGACGCGCGGGAUGCGCGGGGCGGCGGCGGUCAUGGCAGGGGGAACGACUUGACCAUGGCGGGGCGCGUGGCGGUGGACGCGCUGCUGGGCUCCUUGGAGCAGGACUUCGUGACACUGCCUGACAUGGCCGCCAAGAGCAACCAGGUCAUGGCGGUGCCCCUGCUGGCCACCACCCGCGCGUGGCGCGCGCGCCUGCGCGCCCGCCCCGCAGCCGGCCCCCUGGGCGGCCACCUUGCGGCCGCGGAGCAGCGGCUUACAGCGCACUGGGCCGCGUUCGUGUCGGCGCAGGCCGCGGCCGUGGACGCGUACGACGGGCGCUCCAAAAUCGGCCUGCAGGGCGGCAUCAAGAACAUGCACCUGCUGCCGUUUGUCAGCCAGUUUGUCGCAAUGGCCGCAGAGGUCGAGGCGCUGCUGUCAGAAGCCGUUGACACCGCCGCCGUCGCCGCCUUGGGCGGGUCCCAGGGCCGCCAGGAGGUGCAGCGGCAGCAGCAGCAGCAGCAGCAGCAGCGCCGGCAGCCGGAGGAGGGGUCGGAUGACGAGGGGCCGGCGGCCGCGGAGUUGGAGGCGGCGGCGGCGCGGCAGGCGGCGGCAUCUGUGCGGGCAGAGGUCGACAGCGCCUACUCAGCGCUGGCAGGGCGCGUGUUUGCUUGCCUGGAGCGCCAGGCCGCGGGCGAUGCCAAGUACGCUGACCGGCUGCGCCUGGAGAACUACGGCCACUUUGCGGACGAGCUGGCGCCACUGCAGGGCACGGCGCCCGCGCUGCGCGAGUCGGUGCAGCAGGCAGACGCGAGGCGGGAGGGCGCAGUGGCGCAGUAUGUGCGGGACCAGCUGGAGUGGGGCAAGCUGUGGCGGCUGCUAGAGUUUGGUGAAAAGCUCGAGAAGCUGCUGCAGGUGCGCUCCCUCAUCAGGUCCGUCAUGGAGGGAGCUGACAAGAAGCUGGACGCCCUGUACGGCCGCGUCAGGAAGCACCUGGGGCCCACGCCGCUUGCGGACGCGAUGUGGGGGCGCCUCAAGGAGGAGCUGCUGUCCCGGUAUGAGCGGCUGGAGGAACUGCUGGAGCGGUGCUAUGCCAACAUGCCCCUCAGGCCUAGCCCAGAAGAGCUCAGGGAGCUGUUCAAGCUCGCAGGCUCCGGCUGA
Molecule: messenger RNA, 1866 nt
Organism: Monoraphidium neglectum
Lineage: Eukaryota; Viridiplantae; Chlorophyta; Chlorophyceae; Sphaeropleales; Selenastraceae
Exons: 14
Coding region: 1-1866 (621 amino acids)
Biological process (GO): Golgi to plasma membrane transport; exocytosis
Cellular component (GO): exocyst; plasma membrane
Molecular function (GO): phosphatidylinositol-4,5-bisphosphate binding
Source: RefSeq, a predicted model, not a curated record